Molecule: messenger RNA, 3093 nt
Organism: Daktulosphaira vitifoliae (grape phylloxera)
Lineage: Eukaryota; Metazoa; Arthropoda; Insecta; Hemiptera; Phylloxeridae
Product: coiled-coil domain-containing protein 170
Exons: 15
Coding region: 116-2383 (755 amino acids)
Source: RefSeq, a predicted model, not a curated record
GCAAGGUAGUCAUAAUAGUUUAGACUAUGUUCGUAUUAAAUAUUAAGUUGUCUUAUAAUUUUAUAAAUAAAAAUAAUAAUGAUGAAAGAAUAAUUAAUAUUCAUAAUUAAUUUAUAUGGAUGUGUCUCAUUUAAAGAAUAGCAAGGAGAUGACCCUAUCAGCAAAUGAUGAAGACUGGCAAAUAUUUGACAUCUUAUGUGGCUUGAAAAUGGAUUCUGAGGAUUCAAUGAGUAGCCGCGAAAUAAUAUCUACACUUAAAAGUGAGUUAGCUGCAUUACAAUUCAAAAGAGAUCGUUUGGUAUCAGAACUACAAGAUACCAAAGGACAACUGAAAUCAAGAGAUCAACGAACAGCUGAACUUGAAGCAGAAACAGAAAUGUUAAAAGAACAGCAAGUUAGACAAAAUUCAAUUAUAGCUAGCCUAAGAAAUAGAAUAAAGGAGUUAGAAGAUCAAGAAAGAUCAUUGAGCACUUCUUUAGGUAGAGUGGAAUUGUCUUCUGAAACAUUAUUGAGAGAAAAUCGGCAUAAUGCUGAAAAGUGUGCGGAAUUGGAACGUAAAAUAAAUAUAUUGGAAUUAAAUUGUACUCAAGCUGAAAAUGCAAGAGAUUCGGCUAGAAGAAGUAUGGCAGAUUUUGUCCAUAGAACUUCGUUGGCUAUAGGCUAUGAAUCAUUAUCUUCUGACUCACCAGCUGCUACAGAUGUAGUUAUAUCAAAAGUGUCUGAGCUACACCAAGAGUUGACUAGACUUCGACGAAAAAAUAUUAAUGCAAGUGAAAGUUUGAGUUCCGUAGAAAUGGAAUUAAGAAAAUGUCGAGAUGAUUUAGAAAGAGCGAUGAUGGAUAAAGAAAAUCUACAGAGGCAAGCCGCUGGAUACAUUCUCGAAAUCGAAAAGCUUAAACAAGAAAAGGAACAUUUAGAAAUGCAACAAAGAGUAAUGGAAAGGGAGUUGUCAGAAUUAAAAGAUAAACUUAUGGCUACUAAUAGAAGCUUGGGAAUAACUUCGAGUAGUUUGGCUAGUCAAGAAGCUACUAUUUCAUCGCUUCGAACCGAUUUGAGAGGACAUGACGAAAAAUGCCAAAAAUUGCAAUUUGAAAUGCAGAAUUUUUUAGAAUCAUUAGCGGUAUGUUUAUCUUCAGUAGAUGGAUACGUUCAAUCAACUGAAAAAGCAGUAAAGGAUGCAGUUAAAAGAAUCAUUAAUGAACUUUCAACUAAAAACACAUUACACGAAGAGGCCAAGGACAGAAUAAUUAAGCUAACAGAUCGUCUAGAACGUUCGCAGAUAGAUCAAGAUAAAGCGAUGUUAGAAAAUCGCGUAUUAGCCGAUGAAAAACGUAAUUUAGAAACACGGCUUAACAAUGUUGAAAGUGAACUUAAUGUAUGUGAAAUGUCAAAAGAACACUUACGUAAUGAUAAAACCAUUUUUGUUACAUUUCUCGAUAAAUUAUCGAGAGCAAUGCAUAUGGACCAAAUAGCUAAAGACGUUGGAGUUGACCUCCAUACGGAAUCUUUGUUAUUAAGAGCUGAACAAUUGGCUAAGCUCGAGUAUGACAAAAAUAUCGACAAGUUACUGCUUGGUUAUCCUUAUACAACAACGUUAGUCAGGCAUCGUUUGUAUAACGAUUUCCCUUACAGAGAAAGUGCUCUCGUUUACCAACUUCAGAGACGUGUGCGAACUUUAAGAGACCAAUUACAAAGACGUGAUCUUCAUUUGGAUUUGUUACGACGAAAAAUUAGCGUUCAAGAUGAAAGCACAAAAAUGCGUACUCUGUUGGAGAGUGAAAGAGACGAAGCCAAUUUACGAGCGAAAAAAUUGCAAAAGCAAUUGGACAAGGCUCAAUUACAACUGGCCGAAUCCAAAAGUCAAAUUAAAGAUUUGAAACUUCAACUUUCAGAUGCCGGAGAUUGCAAAUUAACUUCGUUAGAAAGAGCUAAGAAGAUUGAAGAUCUAGAAAAACGUCUAGUUGAAUCAGAAAUGAUAAGGAUGCGUUUUUCAAAAAAAGUUAUUGAAUUAAAAGAAAAAUUGAAAUCGUGUGCGGAAACUCAACACCAAGAUAAGACACUGAAUGAGCAUAGUAUACGUAUCUUACAAGACGAUCUAGCAUCUGUUAAGUUCCAACACGGCGAAUUAAAACGUCGGGAAAGUACUCUAGAAGAUUUUCGGCGAACUAUACUCAAUUUAUUAGGGUUGGAGACAUCUUCAACUGAUUAUGAAGUCACGUCGAAGAUUUCAAAACUAGUUGCCGCUCACAGAGAGUUUUUUAUUUUAUCUAAGCGGUACGAUGACCCUCUUCCAAUAUAUCCUCUUGUGCCGCCAUCCGAAUCUUCAGAUCCAACUGUGGACGACUUUGAAAUUUUGAACAAUCCAUAUAACAAGAGACAUUAAGAAAAAUUGAAACUUUUUACCUUUAACCCAUCUCCUAGUCAUAAUCUAAAUAAACUUCAUCUUCCUGUUAAGCUAUUUGAAUAUAAUUCAACCUUUUACAUUCGAUAUACACGCUUUUUCGUGACUCAUUUUGCAUUUAUUUAUAAUAGUAUCAGGUGCAAUCCAUUUAUAAGGUGUCAUUACACGUUAUUUAAACAUCGCGGUUAUUCUGUUACCAUUGGUAUUAGUUAUAGAAUACUUUAAGAAUAGGGUUCAUAGUGUGUCGUAUAAAGUUAUUGUUCAUUGUUUAAGCUCAAGUAUUCGCAUUAAUGUUACCAUUUUAUGCUAGUAAAAAAUAAAAGAACUAGCUAGUUCUUUGAUUUGUAUGCUAUUCAAAACAAACUAGAAACUACCAACAACCUUGAAAGUGAAAUGCUUGUUUUUUUUAUAAUUUUAAUAAAUAUAUCGCACGAUGUAUUUAAAAGUCAGUCGUAUAAAAGUCGCCACCGGAAUUAAUGGGCCAAAUAAAUAAAUAUAGUAAGCACUAUAUGUAAAAAUAAUUAAAAUAAUUUUUAAAAUAGAAAUUAAAAAAAAUUAUAAUAAGUUUUUUAAAAAAGCAACAUUGAUUAUUCAUUAUAACAUCGGAUUUUAUUAAUAUUUUAUGUAGAAUAUAUUUAUUAUGUAUUAUAUACAAUUUAUUUUAGUAAUUUAAAUACAUAUAUUACGAAUUA